CCUCUCAACCAGCCUUAUAUCACAGCCAUCCUAAAAGAGUGGGAGACGAUAACCUACAAUGAAGUGCCCAUUACCACUCCUCAUCCUUCUACUACUUCAUCUCUUGGCAGCUGUUUCCACUGCUCAAGAUUUUGAUUUCUUCUACUUUGUUCAACAGUGGCCGGGAUCAUACUGUGACACCAAAAGAAGCUGUUGCUAUCCCAAAACUGGAAAGCCAGCUGCCGACUUCGGAAUCCAUGGCCUUUGGCCCAACAACAAUGAUGGCUCCUACCCAUCUAACUGUGACCCCGAUAGCCCGUACGAUCAAUCUAAGAUUAGGGACCUGAUACCUACAAUGCAAGCAAAAUGGCCAACCCUAGCCUGCCCAAGUGGCGAUGGCUCAGCGUUCUGGAAGCACGAAUGGGAGAAGCACGGCACCUGCUCGGAGUCCAUCCUUAAUCAGCACUCAUACUUCAAUACGACUCUUAACCUCAAGAAGCAAGUGGACCUCCUUGGAAUCUUGCGAGGAGCAGGAAUUGAGCCAGAUGGUGGAUUCUAUAGUGUGGAUAGUAUCACUGGUGCCAUCAGGGAUGCAACUGGUUUCACCCCAGGAAUAGAGUGCAAUGUGGAUGAAUCAAGCAACAGCCAAUUAUAUCAGAUUUACAUAUGUGUGGACACUAAUGCAGGGGAUCUCAUUGAGUGCCCUGUGUACCCUAGGAGCAAGUGUUCUUCCCGGAUUGAGUUCCCUCCAUUCUGAGGUGUUAUCUUGAAAUUUUACCGCUUCACUUUGCAUUGCUCUACAUCGAUACAAGGAGAAAAAGCAGUUGCCUUUAUUAAUAAAAAUAAAUGAACUUUGUUCCUUUU
This is a messenger RNA of Elaeis guineensis (African oil palm), 843 nucleotides long. RefSeq names its product extracellular ribonuclease LE. The record is from RefSeq and is a predicted model, not a curated record. Gene Ontology annotation, cellular component: extracellular region. NCBI's taxonomy places the organism in Eukaryota, Viridiplantae, Streptophyta, Magnoliopsida, Arecales, Arecaceae. Gene Ontology annotation, molecular function: RNA binding; ribonuclease T2 activity. Gene Ontology annotation, biological process: RNA catabolic process.